Messenger RNA from Drosophila albomicans, 574 nucleotides. It is a transcript of the gene Dsk, whose product is annotated as drosulfakinins. NCBI's taxonomy places the organism in Eukaryota, Metazoa, Arthropoda, Insecta, Diptera, Drosophilidae. The record is from RefSeq and is a predicted model, not a curated record. The coding region runs from base 12 to 437 and encodes 141 amino acids. The transcript has a single exon.
CAACAGUAAAGAUGUUGCGGUAUAGAAGCCCCAGGACUUAUUCGGGCGUCUUAUCGCUGUUAAUGUUGAGCAUUUACAUGCUGCUAGUUGUGCCGACUCUUGCACACACCGGGAACUUGGAAUCCGGCAAGGAGGAACUGCAGUUACGAGAUCUGGAGCCCAAGUUGGAGACAGAGACUGGCAUGCUGAGUGAACACGGAUCGGGACCAUCGAUUUCACGUUUUUCCAGCAACAGACGCAAUCAGAGAUCCUUCGGCUUCACACCAAAACUCUUCUCAAUACCACGCUCCAAGUUGCCCAUCGAAUUGGGCAUUCUUGUGGACACCGAUGAUGGCGAGCGUCCGAAGCGCUUUGAUGACUAUGGACAUAUGCGAUUUGGUAAACGAGGUGGCGAUGAGCAGUUUGAUGAUUACGGCCAUAUGCGCUUUGGACGUUAAAUCUAAGCUAAUUCGAUCUACAUAUAUAGAAUAUACGAGUAUUUAGGGGUCUCGACGUAAUUUGAUUUUGUAAAUAGUACAUAACAAUAUAUGCAUACGUGUAUAAUCCUGCUAUAACUGAAUAAAACGAUUUUGCA